CGGCAGGUGCGCGUUCCCCUUUAUCAGUCUUGAUGUCUUUCUUUUUCUUUUUUGUUUCUGAAGAUCCACCCCCAAACUCUCGCUACGAACGGUUUCGUUUGUUAAUAAAUAGUCGUGAUCUCUGACGUAUAAUUAAGAAUACCAACAAGGUCUGUCUGUGAGCAGGGGUUUGUUUUUCCGCGGAACUUAGCCGCCUUACAGCUGCUGCAAAACGUCUGGCAUCUUACCAAAAACAGGGAGCGUCUGUUUUACUGUCCGAGUUUGCCUGGCGAGUUGGCUGCAAACUGUUGCGUUUAUCGCUGCACACCACGGAGGUGACACCUCAAUAAACUCUUCAGCUGAAACCCUACAGGGGAUAUUGCUUACAAUGGUAAUUUUGGGUGGACUGUUUAACCAGACUCAACCCUAUGACUACCCCGAUGACUACGAAUUUGAAGAUGAAGAUGUCGAUAAGGCAGCAUGGAUCCCAAUUCUGUUCUCCAUAUUGGUGAUCGUUGGGUUGCUGGGGAAUGGACUUCUCCUGGCAGUCCUGGCUCGGAAGAGGCGACCCUGGAGAGUAUUGGACAGCUUUAUUCUCCAACUGGGGAUGGUGGACAUCCUGCUGCUGUUGACCCUGGCCUUCUAUGCUACCCAUGACACUCAAACCUGUGGAUGGUGCUCACAGACUGUCCUCAGGGUCUGUGGAGCUUUUUUUAAGAUCAACCUAUAUGUGGGGGCAUUUCUUCUGGUUUGCAUCUGCCUGGAUCAGUGCCUGUUCUCCAUACAUGCCGACCGGUGUAGAAGCCACAGAACCAGCUUGGCGAUCCUGGGCUGUCUGCUGACGUGGAUCAUUUCUAUCACCCUUGCUGUCCUGGAUUGGAUUUUUCUUGUCAAUACUGAGUCAAUGCCAGGAAAAGCCCUCUCUGCUCACUCUCACCCCAAAACUAAAGUUGACUGGCAGCUAAUCUCACAUGUGCUCCACCUUGGAGUUGGCUUCUUGCUCCCUGCACUUAUCCAAAUUGUGUUCUGUUCCCACAUCAUGAUACAAUGCAAAUCCAAUUGCCGGAGCAGGAUGAAAGCUGUUCUGUUCAUCCUAUCUCUGGUGGGAGUUUUCCUACUCUGCUGGACCCCAUACAACAUCACCCUCUUAAUAGACACCAUCUCCUACACAUCGAAAGACUUUCUCAAAAACUUUUUUGUAGAUCAUAUUAAUUCUUUAAAAGCAGCUGUGAAAGUCACCUCAGCUGUGAGCUGCAUCAGUGCCUGCGUCAGGCCUCCGUUAUAUUUUUUGUUUUGUGGAAACUUCCGGAAAGCAGUAUUCAGCAUCUUUACUUGUGCAAAGGUUGAAUGCAAGAGCUCACUGUGGGAGCUGAGCAUGGAGGCGCCACAUGACCAGUGUCGCUCAGAGCAAGAGAUGAAACAGAUGAUGAGUGCAUAACAACAAAUUAAGCCAGUGAUGAUCAACCAAAAUACCCCGGAUUGACUCAGACAUCACCUGAGGGACGUCCUGCUCAGAAAGGGGAAGCAUUAAAGCCGAAGGAUUCUGAGGGAAUGUGGAAAGUUGAUAUAAAUAAUAUAAAGUAUAAAAGGGAAAAGACCCAAAUUGUGUAAUGGGAAAGUUUCCAAGCUUCAUCUUGCUCACAGAUGUAUUUCAGAUUCUUGCUGCACAAUCUAAGCUUGUCAUUUUUACUUUAAAAGUAUUGGGAUCUUUUAUAUAUAUAUAUAUAUAUAUAUAUAUAUAUAUAUAUAUAUAUAUAUAUAUAUAUAUAUAUAUAUAUAUUGUUAUAGUUGUGUUUCAUAUUAAUGGAAUAUAUGUUUUUUACAUGUACCAAGUAAGCAGAAGUGUCACGUUUUAACUAAUAAGAGUUGCAAUCAGAAAUAUUCAACCUCUUUUUCUCAGGACACUGUAUUCAUGUGGAUGAAGAAAACUGACUAUAAAUGUCAAAAUAUGUUUUUAUAUACAAGUUGUUUUGACUUAACUUCAAAGUUAAAAUCUAAAUUAUGUUUGAUAAUGCUUCUCUGUGCUGCUACUGCCUUGUUUAUAUUUUAAACAUUGUCAUUCCAAUUUUUAUCUUUUGUCAAAGACAACUCAAGUAGGAGAUUUGUUUCUAAAUGAGCUAUGAUUGAAUCAGAGUAGUACUUUUAGUCAAUACCUUCCUGGAGAGUCCAAUGAUAAGAAGGUUACAUUUUUCAACAGAGAGCAGCGUGUUCCUCUAGGCCUGCCUGGUGUUUGUUAAAAUUCACGAGGCCAGCCACAUGAUCAAGAUUGCAAUUCCUGUUUCUGAUAAACAGACCCACAUCGUCAGUCACUCACCUCCAUGCUUGACCAUUCUUCAUCAGUCUUCCAUGUCGGAUAUACACCUGAUUCAGGUGUCCAAACAGUUCCAGUUUGGCUUCAUUAGUGCAUUGAAUCAUCUGCCUUAACUUUGUAGUCUUAUUCAGAUGCCUUCAUCUACUCUUGAUGUAAGGUCAAUCAAAGUGUGUGUCUUGAAAUUGUGCAAUAGUGUCUUUGUAUUUUCAGUCCAAGUCUUAAGUUGCCACUGAAGCACUUAUACCAGGCUUCACCAGCUAAACCUGCCGAUGUUUUGCAGUUACAUUGGGGUUUGUCUUGGGCCUUCUUAGAUAUCUGCUGUUGAUAAAGUUUUGGCCUUCAUUCCACAGCUAAGUAGGUUUGCAGCUGUCCCAUCCUUACAAUGCUCCUAAUAUGUAUUUUAUGAUGUAGGAGAAAUCUUUAUCCCUAACGUAUUUUGUUGGCUUUUUAUUCUCUUCUUUUAAUCGUUCCCAUAAUUCCAAAUCACAUUGAUUUUGCAUCACAGAUAAGGUAAAUUAGGGAUGAGUAAAGAGUUUCCAGAGGAUUGAUAAUGUUUUAUCUCCACUUAAGACCAUAAAAUCAUUCAGUCAGAUUUAAAAACAAUUGGUGUGGGUUGAACACUUGACUUGGCUAUCCUAGCUAACUCAGAAGUAUUUAAUCAAGCUUUUUUGCGAUUAUUUUUUGUAUCAUUCAACUCAUAAAAAACCAAUUGAAACAAAAUGUUGCUCUUUGCAGAGACGUUACCUUUCAGAAACCUUAAAAUCUUUGUAUUUCGAAUACUUCUGAUUGCAACGUGUGAAAACUAGAGCCAGAUGCUAUAAGCUCUUUUUAUUUUCAGUGUUAUUUCCUCAUCAAGUGUAUUAUGCAACAUUUUAUCCCUGUAGAUCUAAAAAGCUUGAGCAAUUGUAUUCAGAAGCCAGGCUGUUAGACCCAGUAAACCGUUUCUCUUUCUGUUUUACACUUUGGUUUCUCUUUUCUUAUCUUAAGCAACACGUCCUUUCCAGGAUUGCACAGUGCUCUGUAUUAAUUUAUUUUUGGCGUCACCUUUUAUUUUCUUGUUUGUUUGGAUUAGUUCCAUUUGUCUAAUAAGAGGUGAUAAAACCCCAGCAGAGAGGACAGCGGUCUCAGCUGUGUGGUUGUGUUUCAUAGUGGAGCUUUGUGCAUGGUGAAGAGGACUGUGGUGAGCUUUGUGUUUGAGGCCUUGGUCUGUUGGGUGGGUGGGAAACACAGAGACAUUGGAGGAAAAAAUGUCAUUCUGCAGGGGAUCAAAGUAAACAUCCUGAAAAACAAAAUUCCAUUUAAACCCUAAAGCCAGUUUGCAAGUUAUAACCUGAAAACCAAAUGUCUUUUAUCAACCCCUCACAUUGACUAUAACUGUAAACUGAGGUGAAUGUCAAAUACUUCUGGAAAUUUACUGUACAUUCAUGAGGGAAACAGUUAGAUUUCAGUUCUGCUUCCUGUUUAAGGUUGUCAUUUAAGUUUGCUGACAGUUAACCGUCCUGUUGUCCUCAGGUCAAAAUGACCCGCCACUGUGUUAAAACUCCCCAAAGAUCCACUAAAUGUUAGUGGAUCUUUGGGGAGUUUCACUAAAAGAUCCACUAAAUGUUAUUUUAGGACAACAGGAGGGUUAAUGUCCUAUGAUAUGAGCUCAUUAUGGAAAAGGCUACUUGGCUACAAGAUCAGACUCUUCAUAUUUGACUGACAUUUCUUCCUAGUCUUUAGGACUGAGUUGCUGUAAAGACUAGGAAGAAAUGUCAUUAGGACUGAGUUGCUGUUUCCUGCCAGAGUUAAGACUGUUAAGAAUAUGUAAAUGAAGAUGAAGAACAUAAAAUCAGAUAAGAACUCUUAAUAUUUUUACCUAAAGUUUCUAAUACAUCAAUAUAUUUAGGUCUGUUUUUAUCUUUACCUUUGGAAGAAAAACAUGUAAUGUCUGAUUACAGGAUGAAAACAACUCUGCUGAUUACUGACUGCUGGUUUAAUGGUGUUUCUUGACAGCCUCUUAGAUCUCAUCAAACCUAGUUUGAUGAGAUCUAACUAGUUUGAUGAGGAUUUUCUUGAGAUUUUCACUCUCAAGAAAAUCCUCAUUAAAUUCCACAAACCUAAAUAUAUUAUGCAUGGGUGAGAAAUACUGGAAAACUUACCAAAUCCAUGAACUGUCCUCAUCAGUAAUUACAAAACUGUUUAUGUACCUUGAACUUUUUCAGAUUUUGUGUCGUUCCAUCUACAGGCUUUAUUAUUGUGGUUUAAUGUUGAAGACAGACACAAAUCAACACAAAACCAAAAUCUGAAAAAGCAUGCAUUUCUGUUCAUUCAUGUUGUUCAAAUUUUAAUUUUGCUCUCAUUUGGGCGUCUUUUUCCACAUGUCGACUGUGUCCACUAAAUAGCUUGUGGGAAAGUGCAAGCAAGACUUC
Molecule: messenger RNA, 4701 nt
Organism: Gambusia affinis (western mosquitofish)
Lineage: Eukaryota; Metazoa; Chordata; Actinopteri; Cyprinodontiformes; Poeciliidae
Product: C-X-C chemokine receptor type 3-like
Exons: 3
Coding region: 368-1417 (349 amino acids)
Biological process (GO): immune response; G protein-coupled receptor signaling pathway
Cellular component (GO): membrane
Molecular function (GO): G protein-coupled receptor activity
Source: RefSeq, a predicted model, not a curated record